Hydatigera taeniaeformis is the source of this 345-nucleotide messenger RNA. Lineage: Eukaryota; Metazoa; Platyhelminthes; Cestoda; Cyclophyllidea; Taeniidae. The record is from the annotation of a GenBank genome assembly.
AUGAAAUUUAUUGUGGUCUACCCCCUCCACCUAGCUGAGAAUCAAUGCUUCAAGCUCGUGGAGCCCACUCUGAGCAUUUACGCAAGAGCUAAUGAAUUCCGACAAGAGCGUCACAUCUCCUUGGAGCAGUGUCGGGAAUCGUGUGUUGAGACGCCGAGUUGCCAGGGCCUCGCCUUCUUCAAACGGUCUCGACGGCAUUCCACCGGCCUCUGUCGUCUCUUCCGUGGAUCAACAGACGCCGACGUCAAUGACGACCCAGACAACAGCGCGCAACUCAUCAACUGCGGGGAAAACUGUCGUCUUGAGCAAAAUGAAUGUAAUCUUGGUAAACAAUUGCGUGUUUAA